Molecule: messenger RNA, 1951 nt
Organism: Cladophialophora immunda
Lineage: Eukaryota; Fungi; Ascomycota; Eurotiomycetes; Chaetothyriales; Herpotrichiellaceae
Exons: 1
Coding region: 323-1678 (451 amino acids)
Biological process (GO): response to antibiotic
Source: RefSeq, a predicted model, not a curated record
GGAGAAAAGAGCCGGAAACCGACCUCCUGAUGAUAUUAUAUCACACCACUACGUCACUGCCUCAGGAUCAACAUGCGAGGAGAUACCUCGUAUAUAUGGCGACAUCACCUGAGAAGAAUUGUACGUGAACUUCGAGAGUCGAAGGAUCUCUUAAAAGGCCCAGAAAUCUCCCCCUGCGAAACUCAUUUCGCCCUGAUCUCCCUCAAUUUCUCAUCACAUCGACUCUAAUCCCCCCCCCAAUCUGGCUCGUCAAACGGACGAUUCCCUCCUGACGCGCCUCCUCCAUUCUCUUCCCUUCACGCGUCUCAAUCGCAAUAUCAAAAUGUCUAGCACAUCCGCACUGGCUCAAGUCAUGCGGCGUGCCGCAAAGGCACUGCCGCCCAUCAAUUCGGCCAGUUUCGGCGAGGCUUUCGACUGGUUGGGCCAAUAUAAGGUGGUUCUCUUGGGCGACGCCAGCCACGGCACGUCAGAGUUCUAUGCCGCUCGCGCAGAAAUCACAAAGCGGCUCAUCAAGGACCACGGAUUCAAGUGUGUAGCGCUGGAGGCGGAUUGGCCCGACGCCGAGGCAAUCGAUCAUUACGUACGACGGUGGCCAGGCCAGCAUCCUGACCCGGUGCAGGCGGCUAGGGACAAGGAAAGCCCGUUUCAGCGAUUCCCAACGUGGAUGUGGAGGAAUCGUGAAAUGCAGGAUUUGGUCCACUGGAUGAGGGACUAUAAUGAAGGAUUACCCGCGGAGGAGAAGGCGGGUGUGUAUGGAUUGGAUCUAUACUCGAUGGGAUCGAGUAUGAGCGCUGUGAUUCGGUACUUACAGAAUAUCGACCCAGAGAUGGCCCAGGAGGCAAAAGAACGAUAUGCUGGACUGCAGCGUUGGGUCAACCGGGAACACCAAUAUGGACGGAAGAUGCUCCAGAGCAAAUACAUGGAGAAUCUGAAGACUUGUGAGGAAGACGUCAUCAAGAUGCUGCUGGAACUGCUGCGAAAGAGGUUGGAGUACUCGGUCAAAAUCAACGACGGCGAAAGAUUCCACAGUGCUGAGCAGAAUGCCGUGCUGGUGGUGGACGCGGAGGAGUACUAUCGCAAGAUGUACUACAGUGAUGUGGUCAGCUGGAAUCUGAGGGAUCUGCAUAUGUUCGACACCUUGAAACGCUUACUUGACUUCCGAAAAUCCAAGGCCGUGGUGUGGGCUCACAACAGCCACCUCGGGGACGCGCGAUUCACCGACAUGGGCACGCAGCGCGAGGAACUCAAUCUCGGUCAACUCUGCCGCGAGAAUCUAUCCGAUGUGGUCCUCGUAGGUUGCGGCACACAUGACGGCUCAGUCGCUGCCGCACACGAGUGGGAUGGUGACAUGCAAAUCAUGAACGUCAAUCCGUCGCGAGAGGACAGCUGGGAGUAUGUGGCACACAGCACCAACAUGCCAAGAUUUCUGCUUGAUAUGCGCAAGGGGCAUUGCGACGAAGAUACGCGCAGAGCCCUCGCUGCUAAUCGGCUUGAACGAUUCAUCGGCGUGAUUUACCGGCCGAAGACGGAGCUGUGGAGUCAUUACAGCGGCUCCAGGUUGUCCAAGCAGUUCGACGCGUAUGUGUUUUUCGACAGGACGCAGGCAGUCGGAGCGCUGGAAAAGAAACAGCCCCAUACACCACUGCUCGAGGCGGAAACUUAUCCAUUUGGUUUGUGAUUAAUGAACAGGGCAGAGGAGCGACCCUGGGGGACCGUCCCUUCGCUCAAAAGUUCGGGUUUCGUCUGUACAGUUGGUCUGGUAGUUUGAACAGGGAAAAAAUGCAGUCGCUGUUUCCGCGGCGACGGAGGCAGACCAAUAGCCGACAAGUUUUGUCACCAUAGUUAUAUGCCUUGGAAUUCCGGUUUCAGAAACUUCGAACAUAGGGUUAGAUGCGGCGGUAAAUCGAAGCUUUAUCAUGAUCACCUUCACAGAGGAAGGAGAGCACGUUUC